AUGGCGCAAGCUCAGGGGCCGCACGCCGACCCCCUGCACGAUGCGCCGCUCGAGGAGACGAAGCACUAUGAAAAGUUCAAUACGAUUGACUGGGUCGUCGAUGGGCGCCGUGAGCGCGUAAAAGUCAUGUUCCAGGAGGAGCAAGUCCAGCGCCUUGCAGAGCGCAUGCAGGAGCAGGGCUCUGUCGUGUGGCGCACGCUUGAUAUGGUUGCUGCGCGCCUUCCGCUCAGUACGUAUGUGCGGCACGUAAUGCAGCUACUAGGUGCGUGGACCAGCUCGCUCUUGCGCAAGAUGCACAAAGCGCUGCACGCCGCCGCGGAAAAUGCGCUUGUGAUUCUCGUGGGCCUGCUGAUUGGGAUCAACAUGGCGAUCAUUAGCGUGGUGACCGAGUGGGCUUCAGAUCUGCGGCGUGGGUACUGCUCGUCAGCUUGGUGGCUCAACCAAAAGUUUUGCUGCUGGGCGCAGCUUGAUCCCGCAGGUCCGGGCGGCUCGCAGGUCCCGAAGCAUGUGGCUGCCGCGGCGCAGGCAGCGAGCGGCGGGGCGAUGCACACUGUUGUAGAUUUGGCUUCGCGGAUGUUGAUCCGCGAAGCGAAUGCCACCACCGCAGCCGCGCCGGAAGUGUCGUGUACGGAAUGGGUCGUUUGGUCGCACUGGUCGCUGUUGUAUUGGGCCGUGUACGUAUCGAGUGCUGGCCUAUUUGUCGGCGUUUCCGCCUACUUUGUCAAGCACUAUGCAUCCUAUGCGGCUGGGAGCGGGAUCAGCGAAAUCAAAUGCGUUCUCUCUGGCUUCAACAUCCGCGGCUUUCUCUCCCUUGGCACGCUCGUGAUCAAGAGUCUCGGGCUGCCGCUUGUGAUUGCGUCUGGGCUGAGCGUUGGCAAGGAAGGACCGGCUGUGCACAUGGCAUGCUGUAUCGGGAACGUGGUCGCGACCUUGUUGCAUCGACUUGUCCCUAGCGAAUCAAAAACCCGCGAGCUGCUCACCGCCGCAAGUGCCGCUGGCGUCGCUGUUGCGUUUGGCUCGCCCAUUGGCGGCGUGCUUUUUGCCCUCGAGGAGAUGACCAGCCAUUUUCCAGCGUCGACCAUGUGGCGCUCGUUUCUAUGUGCGCUCGCCAGCACGGUGGCCUUGUCAUUUAUGAAUCCGUACCGCACGGGCAAGCUCGUCCUCUUCCAGGUCGAGUACAACCACGAGUGGCAUUACUUUGAGCUUGUAUUUCACGUGGUGAUCGGGAUUGCCGGUGGGCUGUACGGUGAGUAUGUGGUGCGCUACUACCUCCAAGUGCAGCGCUUUCGGCGCAAGCGUCUAAGCGAAUUCGUGGUGAUAGAGGCGGUCGUCCUUGCGACGCUUACCGCCCUCGUCUCCUACUGGAAUCGGUUUCUCUUCCUGGACAUGAGCGAGUCGCUCGCGAUUCUUUUUCAGCAGUGCGAAGGCGCGAGCGAGACGGAUGUACUGUGCCAGAAGAAGCACGAGUGGCCCAUGGCUUUUUCGCUCCUGGUCGCGACGCUGGUGCGCUUUGUUUUCGUCGCUCUUUCCUAUGGAUGCAAAGUGCCUGCAGGGAUUUUCGUGCCGUCCAUGGCAAUCGGCGCCACGUUUGGACGCAUGGUGGGCAUACUUGUCAAGGCGCUCCAAACAGCGCAUCCAACGUGGAACAUCUUUUCUGCGUGCCCUGCCGAGGGUGCUUGCAUCACGCCAGGCACAUAUGCCAUGCUUGGUGCCGCUGCUGCAAUGGCAGGCGUCACAAGAAUCACCGUGGCGGUGGUGGUCAUCAUGUUCGAGCUCACCGGCGCGCUCACCUACGUCCUCCCUACUAUGCUCGUUGUCGGUACGGCCAAGUUGGUUGCGGACUUGCACGGGCACGGCGGCGUCUCAGACCGCUCGAUCAAGUUCAACGGGUACCCUUACCUCGAAAAAGACGAGCAGGUAUUUGGGAUCGACGUAGGCGCAAUCAUGACGCGCAAACCGGCAAUGCUCUAUGCCAAUGGGAUGAAUCUCGACGCGCUCUACGCACGUCUUGCACACGGCUCCUACAAAGGAUUCCCUGUGGUGCGCAGCGCAGAAGAUCCGACCCUGGUUGGGUACGCUUCGCGACGCGAUGUACGGUACACGCUGCAGAAUUUACGGCACACACAGGCGAUGCAGCACAGUACGCAGUGCCUCUUCACGCCGCACGGUGCCGAAGCAUUUGCACUGAACAGCGCUGUAAUUCAGGACGACGCUGUUCGAACGAGUGCCGCGCCGUACGACGUCUGGAAUCGGUUCUGGCAGCAGCAGCAGCAGCAGCCUACAGAGGAGGAGUUUGAAAUGCCGCCAGCGAUGACGGACACGGUGCGAACCGUCGACUUGGGCGUUUGCGUCGAUCCCACACCAUUGAUUGUCCAGGCGGAGCUCGAUCUCGAGGUGGUGGCAGAUAUGUUCAAAAGUAUGGGGCCGCGUGUGAUUCUUGUUGUGGAGCGGGGAGGCCUGCGUGGUAUGGUGACAAUCAAGGAUCUCCUGCGGCAUGUCGCUUCCAAAGAGCAUGCAGAACUUCGCGCGCGUGAUCUUGCACUGCCGACACAGGGUUCAGACGACGAAGGUGUGGCAUCUGUCGAUUUUGGGAUCGGUACGGGAAAUGUCGAGGUUGCGCUCGACUGUGCAUGGGUGUGGCUCCUUAGGCAGUGCAGCGCUCUCCAGCUUCCCGCUUGGCUGCACCGCAAUACCGCACGGCAGCCUGAUCAUGCCCCGCUCGAGCCCAUUUAUGAGGCCGAGGAGUUUCACGGGCCGGACACGCCGUAG
Messenger RNA from Malassezia vespertilionis, 2769 nucleotides. It is a transcript of the gene GEF1, whose product is annotated as glycerol ethanol, ferric requiring protein. Gene Ontology annotation, cellular component: Golgi apparatus; membrane; endoplasmic reticulum. The transcript is spliced from 4 exons. The coding region runs from base 1 to 2769 and encodes 922 amino acids. The record is from RefSeq and is a predicted model, not a curated record. Gene Ontology annotation, biological process: intracellular copper ion homeostasis; intracellular iron ion homeostasis; chloride transport. Lineage: Eukaryota; Fungi; Basidiomycota; Malasseziomycetes; Malasseziales; Malasseziaceae. Gene Ontology annotation, molecular function: voltage-gated chloride channel activity.